Messenger RNA from Amphiprion ocellaris (clown anemonefish), 588 nucleotides. Its product is annotated as CAAX prenyl protease 2-like. Bases 192 to 431 code for a protein of 79 amino acids. The transcript is spliced from 2 exons. Gene Ontology annotation, biological process: CAAX-box protein processing. Gene Ontology annotation, cellular component: endoplasmic reticulum membrane. Lineage: Eukaryota; Metazoa; Chordata; Actinopteri; Pomacentridae. The record is from RefSeq and is a predicted model, not a curated record. Gene Ontology annotation, molecular function: metalloendopeptidase activity.
ACUCCCAUUAAAGUUCUGCAUUUUGCAGUUAUGUCCCAUGGGCAUGUUUAAAUCAUACACUCAAAAUAUGCCUUGUGGUUUACAGAUCCUCGUCUUUAAUCUUGUUUUCAUUUACUUCCCCUGGAAGUCAUAAACAACUAUUUUACUCUACACAGCAGGUUUUUUAUCUUGGUCCCUUCAUUCAUUCUGCUAUGGACGACCCUGAUGGCUUCACCGGGGAACUGCAGUCUGCACUCGAUGUUCAGUCCUGGAGGCUGUGCGUGAGAGAUGCAGUGUGGCUCAGGAACCAGGUGGUGGCGCCAGUGACAGAGGAGCUGGUGUUCAGAGGAGCCAUGCUGCCCAUGCUGGUGCCCUGCGCUGGACCCACAGCUGCCAUCUGCGUGGCUCCGCUGUUCUUUGGUGUUGGUAUGGCAACAAGAUUUUCAGACUGAAAACAAGUCAGAUUUACAUUUUAGAUAAAUUCUUGGUAUAAAUUCAUGGCAAACACUGUGACUGAUGAUGAAUUAAAAACAAUUAAACUGCUGCUUUAUUUACUUUAGUUCUUUAUGGCAAAAUACAGUAUACAACAGAAGUAAGUACAAUCCUGUG